AUGGAUUUAGAGGAUAUUUAUGAAAAUGUUGAACGCAGAGAUAUUGGGAGCACAACUGGAGCUCAAACUCAGAGUCACGGCCGGGAUGAAGGAAAAGAUCUAAAGCACAGAGGAAGUAGUUUGGUGUUGAUCACAGUGGGUCUCGGGCUCAUUUGUGUUCUUCUGAUGGUCUUCAUCAUACUGCUCAACAUCACCAUCACAGCAGAGAGAGACCUGAUAAAGAGUUACAAGAACACCAGCAACUUCAACUCUUUGAGUCAGAAGAACCUGGUGCUGGAGACCAGAGUGAAAGCUCUCACUGCUGAGAAAAGUCAGUUACAGAGAGAUUUUGACUCUUUGAAUAAGAAGGGUCCAGUUUAUUUCUUCAUGUCCACUGAGUCGAGCUGGUCUGACAGCAGACAGUACUGCAGGGAUCGUGGAGCUGAUCUGGUCAUUAUCAACACUGAAGAGAAGCAGAGGUUCAUAACUUCAUUAGUCCGUGAGAAAGUGUGGAUUGGUUUGUCUGACACAGAGAACGAGGGCGUCAUGAAAUGGGUGGAUAAUUCACCACUGAAACAAGGGUUUUGGCUGAAAGAUGAGCCAAACGACUACAAUGGAAAUGAGGACUGUAUUGAACUGAAUUUUAAUAGAGAGAAGCCGGGAUGGUCACCACUGAACGACUGGAAUGAUCUUUCAUGCUCCGAGAAGAAAAAGGGGAUUUGUGAGAAAUAGGGUUCAACCUUUUCUAACGGUUUUGCUUUUUUUUUGUGAUGUAAUCAUUCUUAUUGUAAACGCAUAAGUUCUUAUUUAGGUCCUGCCUUUAAAAUAAAAACAAUCAGCGGAUCUUAAAUUUGUUAAAAGGACAAUGUGUAAUUUUCUUAUGGCUAUAAUAACCUUUAUUUCUGAUGCCGUGAAUUUGGGUGAUGUGGGACACAAAACCUCUGUGUUCAUGUUUUGCUGCAUCACAAGCAGCUCUAUAUUAAUAUGAUCUUAGUUCAGCUGUUAUCAUGAGUCUCAUUUGUUGAUCUGAAGUGUUGAGGAGACAAUCAUAGUAAACUACAGAAGUCUAAAGUGUCCAGAUUACUCUGAUUCACCUUCUUAUUCUUAUAUUGAGUGUCUGUAAUUGCUUUCUCUCUGAAUAAA
Messenger RNA from Carassius carassius (crucian carp), 1122 nucleotides. RefSeq names its product CD209 antigen-like protein C. The transcript has 5 exons. Gene Ontology annotation, biological process: biological process involved in interspecies interaction between organisms. The record is from RefSeq and is a predicted model, not a curated record. Gene Ontology annotation, molecular function: D-mannose binding; fucose binding. The coding region runs from base 1 to 711 and encodes 236 amino acids. NCBI's taxonomy places the organism in Eukaryota, Metazoa, Chordata, Actinopteri, Cypriniformes, Cyprinidae. Gene Ontology annotation, cellular component: external side of plasma membrane.